Molecule: messenger RNA, 4505 nt
Organism: Acipenser ruthenus (sterlet)
Lineage: Eukaryota; Metazoa; Chordata; Actinopteri; Acipenseriformes; Acipenseridae
Product: cationic amino acid transporter 2-like
Exons: 14
Coding region: 391-2358 (655 amino acids)
Biological process (GO): amino acid transport; transmembrane transport
Cellular component (GO): plasma membrane
Molecular function (GO): amino acid transmembrane transporter activity
Source: RefSeq, a predicted model, not a curated record
GGCUUAGUGGUCUAUGUAUGACACGUAACAAAACAUCACAAUUCAGCAGCUGCAUGCCAAAAGGAGGAGAAAGCGCACGUGUUAAUAGUUUUUUUUUUCUUAUAUUGUUCAUGUGUGAGUAAGGUACUUUUUCUGAAUCAUUAUCGCCUAGGCACACACAAGCCCACAAAGGACAAGGGGCAGCUCGGAGGGGGUUUUCUUGCAGAUACAGUACAGCAACAACAUCAGGUUGGAACAACAGUAAAAGUGCUGCCAGGCAUCAUGUCCUAGCAGUCUGUAAAUUUGAGACACAUACUGAGUCCAAGACACAAGGAAAUCCCUAUAUGCACCACAGAAGAUAAUUGUCAUUUUGUUACCAGUCAUCAGCUUGUGUGAUUUUUGUAACCCAAGAUGUUACGCUGUAGGUCUGUGCUGUCAUUUGCACAAUGUUUGUUUCGGAGGAAGGUUGUGGAAAUGGACAGUCUGGAGGAUUCCAAGCUGUGCCGCUGCCUGUCCACGGUCGACCUGAUCGCCCUGGGUGUGGGGAGCACCCUGGGGGCGGGGGUGUACGUGCUGGCUGGUGAAGUGGCCAAGGGGAACUCGGGGCCCAGCAUCAUCGUCUCCUUCCUGAUCGCUGCGCUGGCCUCAGUCAUGGCAGGACUCUGUUACGCAGAGUUUGGUGCCCGUGUGCCAAAAACAGGCUCUGCAUACCUCUACAGUUAUGUAACUGUUGGGGAGCUGUGGGCUUUCAUCACCGGGUGGAACUUAAUCCUGUCAUAUGUGAUAGGUACUUCAAGUGUAGCGAGAGCUUGGAGUGGAACUUUUGAUGAACUCCUGGGUAAACAAAUUGGUCGGUUCUUUAGCACCUACUUCCGAAUGAGCUCUCCUGGGCUAGCUGAAUAUCCAGAUUUCUUCGCAGUGUGUCUGAUACUGAUAAUAUCAGGUCUGCUGUCUUUUGGUGUGAAGGAGUCUGCUUGGGUCAACAAAGUAUUCACAGCUGUCAACGUGCUAGUUCUUAUGUUUGUCAUUAUCGCUGGCUUUGUGAAAGGAGAUACAGAGAACUGGAAAAUAACAGAAGAUGCUCUCAUCAAUUUUACUGCAGUGACAAGGAACCUGUCGUUGGCAGGUAAUGUCACCAGUGCAUAUGGUGUUGGUGGUUUCAUGCCCUUUGGUUUUGAAGGAACGCUGGCUGGAGCUGCUACCUGCUUCUAUGCGUUUGUUGGGUUUGACUGCAUCGCAACAACAGGUGAAGAGGUGAAGAACCCUCAAAAAGCGAUUCCUAUUGGGAUUGUCACCUCCCUACUAGUCUGCUUUCUGGCCUACUUUGGGGUUUCUGCAGCACUGACCCUUAUGAUGCCAUACUACCUCCUGGAUGAGAAGAGCCCUCUCCCUGUUGCUUUCGAGUAUGUUGGCUGGGGUCCUGCAAAGUUUGUGGUGGCAGUGGGAUCCCUCUGUGCUUUAUCAACCAGUCUGCUCGGUUCCAUUUUCCCAAUGCCUCGUGUUAUCUAUGCUAUGGCAGAGGAUGGGGUGCUUUUCAAAGUGUUAGCCCGAAUCAAUCCUAAGACGAAGACCCCAGUAAUUGCAACAAUGGCCUCCGGUGUCGUCGCAGCGGUGAUGGCAUUCCUGUUUGACCUCAAAGCCCUUGUUGACAUGAUGUCUAUUGGAACCCUUUUGGCAUAUUCCCUGGUAGCAGCCUGUGUGCUCAUCCUCAGAUAUCAGCCUGAUGGAUCUUAUGCAAAGCCUAGUUGCAAUCCAGAGAAAGAGAAUCUCACUUCAGAAGAUGGCGAAAUGGAAUUGAUGGAGUCAGAAUCCCAACUGGCUAUGCUUAAAGAAGGAGGAUUUACUCUGCAGACUGUGCUCAACCCCUCCAUGCUGCCAACAGAGCAGUCCUCAACUGUGGUGAACAUUGCUGUCAGCGUCAUAACUUUCGUAGUAUGCAUUGUGAGCACACUCACCACGUAUAAGGGGGAAGCUGUGCUUGCUAUGGAGUCUUGGAUCCUUGGCCUGCUUGCUGUGUGCCUGGUGGUGUUUAUUGUGUGUCUCCUCGUUGUCUGGAGGCAACCUCAGACUAGCAAAAAAGUGUCUUUCAUGGUUCCCAUGUUGCCAUUUUUACCAGUUCUGAGUGUCUUUGUCAAUGUUUACCUGAUGGUUCAACUAAGUGGGGACACCUGGAUCCGCUUUGCAGUUUGGAUGGCUGUUGGCUUCCUGAUUUACUUUGGCUAUGGUAUCAGGCACAGCUUGGAAGGCCAACAGGACGAAGACGAUGAUUCAGCGCACAGCGACCUGGAAAAUAAGAACUCGGCUGAGGGAGUAGAGGACGAUGACAAUGCAGAUGAGAACAACCAGUUCAUUAUCCUUGAAAAAACAAGUGAAUGUUAAGCCUGAGCAGCCAGCUGCAGACCGAGUCACAGCCCUGAGAAUGUAUCUUCUGUUAUUAGCAGUACACCUGGGCAUAACAUGGCCUGUCAGUGUUCAUCUGCUUUUAGCAGACAUUUUUUAACCUAUAUUUACAUAAGUUUAGUAUAUGUUUAUAGUUUGUCCAUGUGUGCCUGAAUCGGGCAGCAACGUUUCAUGCGAGAGUACUGAAAUUCAGUGUAUCAGGGUAGACACCAGGACAAUACGAAGCAACCAAGAAUAAACUGAGCACAUUACAGUAGAAAAAGCAGGUCAUCCCCGAUCGAUUUCUACUGUAGAAAUGCAUACGAAAGACUAAAGCAAGAAAUUAUGGUUAAUAAAAACUGCACAAGAAGAUGUAUUGGAGCUUUACCAAUGGUGUUGGCAGUGGGAUGGGUCUCUGUUUUGUGGAAAGGUAAAUUAAAGUUGGAAUAAUUGGAAAACUGAGCUUUUAUAUUAAUGGUUGUUAACAAAUGUUAAUAUUUUUGCUCAUUUAAAAACAGAAGAAAUAGUUGUUUUUUGUGAUAAAAAUACAGUAGCAUUAACAGAAAACAUACAUCUUCUGUUUGUAAUGUCUAACAAGUAAAACCAAAAACCAAGUGGCUGUAACUGAAAGUCUUGCAUACAUUCACAAGUGUGUACAUAUAGUACUGCAUGCAUACUGAAACUUUUUUUUUCUGGAAAUGUAUUUAUGAUAACAAAUCAUGAAAAGAAAAACAUUAUCUAUAAUGAAUUUGGUUUAUUUAUAAUAAUAUAUUUAAAUGGUCAUGUUAUUCAUUUGAGAUGAUGUACAAAAACACACAAAUAAAAUGAUUUGUGCCACAAAGGUAAUUCAUCAAACAAAACAGCAAUACAUUACAUUGGAACUGAAAAUUAUUGGUCACAGCAGUGUUUAAUUUUUACUUAAUUUCAAUGUGCCUUAACUGCAGUGUAACAUUUGUAUUAUUAUCUGUGUUUCUAAGACCACUGUAUUUAGAUAUCGGUGAAGCUGCAAUAUAACGGAUCAUGACAUUUAAAUACUACAUGUCAAUACUAUUUUAAAACUUCCAGUUCAGUAUUUCUUUUUUUUUUUAUCCAAUUGGUUUUUAUGCAACCUGGUUAUGUCAGGCAGGUAGAUAUUAUAUUAAAGCUUCAAAAAUAACCAAAUAAGUGACUGUGACCAAAUCAUAAGUGUCACCCAUACUGGUGCAGAUAACCAGAAUAAUUUAGCUCUCUUUAAUAUGUACCUUUAUCAAAUUAUUAGAUUUUUUUUUUUUUAAUCUGUAUUGUACAUUCUUAAUGUAUAAUUAUAAUUAUUGUGAGUUUUCACCCUAGAUCUACCAUAAGUUGUCUUAAGAGCAUACACAUAUUUGUUGGUAUAAUGGAAAAGUUUCCUGUUUUUUUUUUUUAAUGACUGAUAUCAUUUUAACCUUUUAAUGUUUUUUUAUUAUAUUAUGGUAUAUCUUUUUCAUGUUGAUGUACAGUAUAAUGGGAGCAUCUGAGCCAUUUUGUGAAUUGUACUAAUCAUUAACAUUUCACAAUGCUGAUUUUAUAAUAUAAUCAAAAGAAAGGAUGAUAAUAUUCUUGUCCCGAUAUGUGUUGUCAAAUAUUAAAUGGCAUUCUUCUAAUUUCAAUAUCAGAUAUCAUUUUGGGGCUUUCAUCCUCUACAGAAAAAACAGAAAGACAUAAUAUUUUGGUGUUAAAGUACUUAUGGAAUUGUAUUUAUAACCAUGUUGUUUUUAAUCUGCUAUGCUGCUGUAUAACUGUAAAUAUUGGGCACUAUUCAUAGGACUGUUUUUAAGGACUUUUUUUUAACAGUGUUUAUAACUAUUCAGUUAUGUUACAGUGCUUUGAAAAUGUAGAAUACAAUGAUAAAAUCCUCAAUUAGGUUUCUGCAUGAACUGCAAACUUGAAUUAACAAAAAUGUGUUUUUAUAAAGCUGUUUGUAACAACACAUUCAUUAAACAGUCCUUAAAGUUCUGUAAAUAGGAUCCAUUGUCUUUAAACUAAUGUAUUGUAGUAGGUGAAUAUUUUUUUCACUGGGUUUUUACUAACAUUACUGUCAAAUAUAUACCAUUCAUUGUUCAAAUGUGUAAAAUCUAGUAACCUGUUACAAACUGAAGCUGAUCUAAUUAAAAUACUACUGUAUGUGG